AUGCUUGGCGAGCUUUUUUACAAUGAUUUUCUUCUGUGGGUGCAAAGGAAAAAUGCUCACGUGUCUUCACUUACCAUCAGUGACAUUGGACUCCUUCGAGCACUGAGCAAGCGAGCAGCGCAGGCCUUCCCUGAUUUGCUGUACGGAGAACAGGAAUCUUGUAUAUGCAGUCGGUCCUCAAUUGGUAGUAACAAUGUCUGUUUGUGGGAUAGAUCCACCAUCACCCUUUCCUCGAGCCCGGCGGAAGCGCUGGCAAAGGCUAGUGACCACGAGUUUUUGGAAGAAAGGCACACCGUUUGCUGCCCUGCGGAACAUGAGGCUAAUGCAAUUACGCAAAAACGUUUACUGAAACCUAUAACACUCAGAAGUCCGAACCUACCUGGAACCGCUGCCGCAGUAGUCACAUACACGUAA
This is a messenger RNA of Dicrocoelium dendriticum, 414 nucleotides long. Lineage: Eukaryota; Metazoa; Platyhelminthes; Trematoda; Plagiorchiida; Dicrocoeliidae. The record is from the annotation of a GenBank genome assembly.